Messenger RNA from Ectocarpus sp. CCAP 1310/34, 775 nucleotides. NCBI's taxonomy places the organism in Eukaryota, Phaeophyceae, Ectocarpales, Ectocarpaceae. The record is from the annotation of a GenBank genome assembly.
UGUCAAAUCCUUGUCGCUUCCUCUUGUCAUGGAUGCUCGACCCCUUUCGUGCAAGUUUUCUCUUCUGUCGGAGUGGAGGUCACCUCUCGUGCGGGGAGGUUGCGUAGAUCUCCUGGUUGCUGCCAUCGCCCACGCCACAGGCCCGGAGGCCCCGCCCCAAGAAGAGGCGUGUCCGAUCCUAGAGUCCGCCGUCGCCGCAAUCCGACAAAUCACGAAGCUUGAAGGCGCCGGCCGGGUAUUGGUGGAUGCGGGUGGUUUGCCGCAGCUGCUGCGGCUGAGCCGUUCCGAGCGAGAAAACAUCCGGAGGGACGCCUGUCAGGCCCUCAAGCACAUGGGUCACAGAGGCAGAGCCAGGGAGAGGGACCUUUAAGUCCGAGAGCCAAGAAACCGUGGAGGGCUCGGCAUACACAGCUUGGCCCCCGGUCUUAAGUCCUCUGGUUUGGCUGGUUGGACAUCUUCGUUUCUGGGGUAAAGCUACAAAAUACUAUUUUUUAGUGUAGGGGUCCUUCAGCGGGCUCACAAAUGGUGCUCAAGUACUUACGUUUUUGUAUCAAUAUACAUUGUUGAGUAUGAAGUUCUAAGCUGCCAGGGUAAUAAUUAAGUGCAGGCGCCACGGUAUGUGCUGGUUGGUGAGGCUGAUGCCGAAAAUGUGGCCCACUGCUCGGACGGAGGAUGGGGCAACGUAUAGCGUGGUGGCAUUUUUGCUGUGACUGCUCGACCAAGAGGAGGAAGGUGUAUUAAGUAGCCGAUCAGGGGUCGGAGCAUUCAGUGAGCC